AUGGAUCCAGACAGCAGUGGUGAGCCUAGCGUCCCCGUGAUCGCGUACGAAGACGGCAAGACGCUGAUGGCUCGAGGUCCAUUGGUGCUGCACGAGCACAUGGCCUCGCGUCUGGAGCGGUCGCUGGGCAAGACGCUGCCCCAAAUGGAGGUGCGCUUCAGGGAUGUAUCCAUCUCGGCCGACGUCGUGGUCAAGGACAGGAGCAACCUCGAGGCGCAGCUGCCGACGCUGCCGACCGAGAUGAUGAAGACGCUGCAGAGCCUCACGGCCAAUCAGCACACGGUGACCAAGCGCAUCCUGCGGGACGUGAGCGGCGUACUCAAACCGGGGACCAUCACGCUGGUGCUGGGCCAGCCGGGCUCGGGCAAGUCGUCGCUCAUGAAGCUGCUCAGCGGGCGCUUCCCCCAGGACAAGAGUGUCUCGAUCGAGGGCGAGGUCAAGUACAACGGCACGUCGGCUGCGGAGCUGCGCGCGCGUCUGCCGCAGCUCGUGUCGUACGUGCCGCAGCGUGACAAGCACUACCCGGAGCUGACGGUCAGGGAGACGCUGGAGUUCGCCCACGCUGCGUGUGGUGGUGGUGGGGAGCUGUCCGAGCGAGACGCGAGUCACCUGGUGAACGGCACGCCCGAGGAGAACGCGGAGGCUCUGAAGGCCGCGCGAGCCAUGGCCAAGCACCACCCGGACGUCGUGAUCCAGCAGCUCGGACUCGACAACUGCCAGCACACGGUCGUGGGCGACGCCAUGCUGCGAGGUGUGUCGGGCGGAGAGCGCAAGCGCGUGACGACGGGCGAGAUGGCGUUUGGUAACAAGUACGUGCAGCUGAUGGACGAGAUCAGCACGGGGCUCGACAGCGCCGCCACCUUCGACAUCAUCACGACGCAGCGCAGUCUGGCCAAGAAGUUCCGCAAGACGGUGGCCAUCUCGCUGCUGCAGCCGUCGCCCGAGGUCUUCGCGCUCUUCGACGACGUCAUGAUCCUCAACGCGGGCUGCCUCAUGUACCAUGGCCCGUGCGAGCAGGUGCUGGCGUACUUCGAGUCUCUCGGCUUCAAGUGUCCUCCGUCGCGUGACGUGGCCGACUUCCUGCUGGACCUCGGUACCGACAAGCAGCCCAGUACGAACAAAAACUCGCGCUUGGACACGCCGUUCCUCUCACCCCGAGAACUGGAGGAGCCUGCGAGUCCCGAUCUCGUCCAGGACAUGAAGACGCACAUGGAAACUCAGCACGAGUUCUCGCAGAGCUUCUGGGCCAGCACAUCGCUGCUCAUGAAGCGACAGCUAACCAUCACCAAGCGAGAAACUACAGCUCUGAUCGGGCGCGUGAUGAUGAACACGAUGAUCGCGUUACUCUGCUCGAGCGUCUACUAUCAAUUCGACAUGACGGACGCUCAAGUGGCCAUGGGCAUCAUGUUUGAGGCGAUCCUGAACCUAUCCGUCGGCCAGGCCGCCCAGGUCCCAACGAUCAUGGCAGCGCGUGAUGUGUUCUACAAGCAGCGAGGCGCCAAUUUCUUCCGAACCGCGUCCUAUGUACUGUCGAAUUUCGCCAACCAGGCGCCCCCAAUUGUCCUGGAAUCCGUGAUCUUCGGGUCAAUCGUCUACUGGAUGUGCGGCUUCGUGAGCAGCUUUUGGAGCUUUCUCGUCUUCUUGGUGGUGCUGACCUUGACGAACUUCACGCUGGCCGCGUUCUUCUUCUUCUUGGCGUCUGCGUCGCCCAAUCUCAACGUGGCCAACCCGCUGUCCAGCGUCUCCAUCGUGUUUUUCGUCAUGUUCGCGGGGUACACGAUCACGAAAGACCAGAUUCCGGACUACUUGAUCUGGUUGUACUGGCUCAAUCCGGCGUCGUGGGGUGUCCGCGCGCUUGCCGUGAACCAGUACAUCAACCCGCACUUCAACGAGUGCGUGUUUAACGGCAUCGACUAUUGCACCAAGUACGGGAUGACAAUGGGCGAGUACUCGCUCACCACGUACGGGGUGCAGUCCGAGAAGUACUGGUUGUGCCCGGAGAAUAUCACACUGGACUCGGAGACCAAGACGAAGCCCACAGACAGCUACUUUGCCACUGCAACGCCACGCAGAUCGCCGUCAGUUGCGUUGCCAGUUCAGCCAGCGCAUGAGAGAGCAUUCACGCCAGUGACUGUGGCGUUCAAGGACUUGCGGUACACGGUUCCGGACCCGACCAACCCGAAGAGCACCAUUGACCUGCUCAAAAGCAUCUCUGGAUACGCACUUCCAGGUACGAUCACGGCGUUCAUGGGCUCUUCCGGCGCCGGCAAGACGACGCUCAUGGACGUGAUUGCUGGCCGCAAGACUGGCGGCAAGAUCCGCGGACAGAUUCUGCUGAACGGCCAUCCCGCCACGGACCUGGCCAUUCGGCGCUCCACGGGGUACUGCGAGCAGAUGGACAUCCACUCGCAGUCGUCGACGGUCCGCGAGGCGCUGACCUUCAGCGCGUUCUUGCGGCAGGGCGCCGACAUCCCGGACGCGCUCAAGUUCGACUCGGUGAACGAGUGCUUGGACCUGCUGGACCUGAACCCGAUCGCCGAUCAGAUCAUCCGCGGCAGCUCCGUGGAGCAGAUGAAGCGCCUGACGAUCGGCGUGGAGCUGGCCGCGCAGCCCAGCGUCUUGUUCCUGGACGAGCCCACGAGCGGCCUGGACGCGCGGUCGGCCAAGCUCAUCAUGGACGGAGUGCGCAAGGUGGCGGACACGGGGCGCACCAUUCUGUGCACGAUUCACCAGCCUUCAGCAGAAGUCUUCGGCGUGUUCGACAGUUUGUUGCUGCUGAAGCGCGGAGGCGAGACGAUGACCAACUACUUCGAGUCGAUCGACGGUGUGGCCAAGCUGAAGGAGGACUACAAUGCUGCCACUUGGAUGCUGGAGGUGAUCGGCGCUGGCGUGGGCAACGACAAUGGAUCGCAGACGGACUUCGUGGAGAUCUUCAAGUCCAGCGAGCACUUCAAACGUCUGCAGUCGAACCUGGACCAAGAAGGCGUGACACGACCGUCGCCUUCGUUGCCCGCUCUGGAGUUUGGUGACAAGCGCACAGCAUCGGAGUUGACUCAAGCCAAGUUCCUGUUGAAGCGCUUCUGCGAUCUGUACUGGCGCACAGCGUCCUUCAACUUGACUCGUUACGCCAUUUCGCUGGGUUUGGGCCUGCUCUUCGGUAUUUCGUACGCUGGAGCGGAGUACAAAUCGUACUCUGGCGUCAACUCGGGCAUGGGGAUGGUGUACUUGACCGUGGGGUUCAUCGGCCUGGUGUCGUUUAACGGGUUGAUCCCCGUUGUGGCUGAGGAACGCGCCGUGUUCUACCGCAGCGAUGCUACGGAGAUGAUCUACACCGAGAAGCGUGCCGCCGACUCCAAGACGCAGAUGAAGUUUGUGGUGUGGCGCUUCAUCGUGAUGUACUGGCCCAGCUACUCUCUCACGCGGAUGUACCUGGCACUUUUCUUGGCGAUUGUCUUCGGCCUGAUUUUCGUCGACGUCGACUACGCGUCGUACUCGGGCCUGAACUCGGGUGUGGGCGUGGUGUUCGUCGCCGCGCGCUUCCAGGCCAUGAUGACCUUCCAGAGCGCCUCUUUUAAAAAAAGACGAACGGGCGUGGCGUACCGGUUCAAGAAGGCGUCGGGGAAAAAGAAGGCGCCUCAACCUCAACCUGAGGCUGAGGCUGAGACCUCGACGCUCACGAAGCCCACGACAGCAGCAGAGCGGAAGAAAAUCAUUCGCAAGUUGAUGCCUCAGGUGCGCGCCCACCAGCCCAUUGACUUUGAUGAUUUCGGGCAGCACUGCAUCCCGCCUCGCGACGGACGCACCAUCCAAAAGAUCCUCGACAGGUACCUGCAAGGCAAGUUGUGGGGCCAGCGAGGUGGGAAGUGUGUACCCGAGCACGAGCCUGUGCGCGUUCACCGUCAGAUUCGUGACUAUCAAGCUAAGGAUCCUGAAAUCUCGUUGCGCGUGAUCGCCGGGCUGCUGGGCAUGCUGUGGUCGACGUUCUACUCGAUCUACCUGAAGGUCAAGUUAAUCCCGUUCUCCAUGCUUCUGUUUUCGCGUGACAACCCCGAUUUCCGCGACAUCUACCUACGUCACCUCAGGCUCGCUACCAAGGAGAUCCGUGGCUCGCUCUUCGCCCUGACGGACCCAGGGGUGAUUGCUAUCUUCAUUGAGAAGUCGAGGACGGUGAAGGUCACAUUGCUACUUGACUGGAAUAUGGUGUUCUCGACGUUUGAGCUCCCUGCGAUCCGACAGCUAAUGGAGGCUGGUGUGGACAUUUACGUGCCUAUCGCGAAAGGGAAGACACAGCAUCAAAAGAUGAUUGUCGUGGACAACAUCAUGGCGUCCACGGGCUCGGUGAAUCCGUCGAUCAAGGGAUUGGAGAUCUCGCUCGAGAACGUCACCCUGCAUUUCGACCCUGGCGAAGCGCGCCCAAGUGGCCAAGGACCAUGGCCGAAGACGAUCAUGAUGAGCGCCAUUGUGAUCUACAGAUCGAUUGCGGAGUCAGCGCACAACCUCAUCGGUUCCUACGAAGCCGACUACAGCCGGGUCUACCGCUAUAUUGUAGCUGAUGCAGUGGCUACUCAAGAGGCUACAGAAGAAGCGCUCCUCAUGGAGUGGCUACACCGGAGACUACAGAAGAAGCGAAAGGUUGGGCUCGAGUGGCUCGAAGCUGAGGAGAGGAAGGCCUCGGCGGCGCGGCAGCGCCAGCAGGUGGAGCACGCUAGCGAGGGACUCACCGAGCAAGAAGACCAGACGACACUUGCAGACCCCACCCACGUCGAACUGGUCAAGUCGGCGCGCCGCGCACGGAAAAACCAGCGGGCCCGAGAACUGGCUCAAGAGAGGAAGGAAGCCCGGCUCCGCAUUAAAUGCGCGGCGCAACUGGAUGAGGACGACAACGCCCAAUGCAAGGCAUGCAAGAAGAAGGGGAGUUUCCGGUAUCUGACGACUCAGAAAGGUGGCGCGAACUGCGCAAGCUGCGGGAAGAAGAAGAAGCCCGGCGACGGGGCCGUGAUAUACAGAGAUUGUCGCCCCAAGAGGAAUGCUAGCGCAAAACGCAAGAGGAGCGAGCGCGAUCCAGGCAUGUGCUGCUCGUGCUUCAAGCGCAGGUGCACGAAGAAGAACGAUGACACUAUGUCCUCGCGCUGCCGAGAGUGUCUUGACUACAAGCGCGACGUCUCAAGCAAGUAUCGCCAGAAGAAGUUGCGCGAGCGAGAAGAGAGCGCGCUGAAGCUCAUGAAUGAGGCACGCGAGGCAAACGAGAAGCGCGAGCGCGAGCUAAACGAGGAGCGCAACCGCGUGUUGUAUACUGAGCAUCUUGCGCUCUGGUACUUCGUCGGUAUGAGCGUCAUGGAGAUCCCGUACGCUAUCGUCGCAGUGUUGCUGUUCCUGAUCCCGUUCUUCCCACUCAUGGGCUUCACUGGCGUGGGCGCCUUCUUCUCGUGCUGGCUCGUGCUGUCGCUGCAUGUGCUCCACCAAACGUACAUGGCGGAACUUGUGGUGUUCUUGCUACCAAAUUUGGAGGUUGCGGAGAUCGUGGGGGUGCUGGUGACGUUGAUCAGCUACUUGUUCUCGGGCUUCAGUCCACCGGCUUCGACUCUGCCGUCGGCCACGGUGUGGCUGUACAACAUCACGCCCAUGACGUACAGCCUCGCGGCCUUUUCGAGUGUGGUCUUCGGAGAGUGUUCAAGUGGCGAUGGCCUCGGGUGUGCGGAAAUGACGAAUGUGCCGCCGUCGCUGCGGGAUGGAAUCACGGUGAAGGAGUACCUGGAGACCAACGUUUUGAUGAAGCACAGCGAGAUCUGGAGGAACUGCGAGAUCCUGGAGGACGAAGAGAGGGGAUAUUCUGCGAACAUCCCCGGCCUAGACAAGGUUUCGAACGCGUUGAAGUCCAGCAAGGUCAAGGAGCUCCAAGGGCUGCUCAAAGCCGACGAAUCUCUCGCCAAUGCCUUCAAGAAGGUGAAGCUCAGCACUAUGCCAAUUGGCAAAAAUGACUUCGUCGAGAAGAAAAUGGUGGUGAAGUUUUUCUCGAGCCCAAACUUCAAGGCCUGGUCCAAGCACGCCGCCACGACGAACCCGCAGAACCCACAAGCCGCGAUGCUAACCGCCCUCACGAACGUAUUUGGCGAGAAAAACGUCGCGACUAUGAUUCUACUGGGGAAGCAUACUCAGAGCUCCAAGAGUGUCGCGAAGAAGCUGGAAGCCGCACAGUUCGAUGCAUGGAUUACUCAGGAGAAAAUGCCGGAUAAUGUUAUCAAGGACGUAAUCAGCGUUGCGUAA
Messenger RNA from Phytophthora sojae, 6264 nucleotides. RefSeq lists its product as hypothetical. The transcript has 11 exons. Gene Ontology annotation, molecular function: ABC-type transporter activity; ATP hydrolysis activity; ATP binding. The record is from RefSeq and is a predicted model, not a curated record. The coding region runs from base 1 to 6264 and encodes 2087 amino acids. Gene Ontology annotation, cellular component: membrane. Lineage: Eukaryota; Oomycota; Peronosporomycetes; Peronosporales; Peronosporaceae.